UAUUCUUGAUUCAUAUCUCUCUAUUCCUAAGACACACAGCACAACAAUGGCUAGUUCUUCUUCCGUGAAGAAUAAAGCUUUUUGGCUUCUUCUCCUCUUCGUUUCAGAAUUCUUGACAGGGGUAACAUUAGCUGCAGAGGACAGUCAGAAGCAAAAUCUUGGGACAGUGAUAGGCAUUGACUUGGGGACUACGUACUCCUGUGUGGGGGUGUAUCGAAACGGUAACGUUGAGAUCAUAGCCAACGACCAAGGAAACAGAAUCACCCCAUCAUGGGUAGCAUUCACCGAUACUGAGAGAUUGAUUGGAGAGGCUGCGAAGAAUCAGGCAGCCCUUAACCCCGAAUCCACCGUCUUUGAUGUUAAAAGGUUUAUCGGAAGAAAGUUCGAUGAUCCUGAGGUUCAAAGAGACAUGAAGCUCUUGCCUUAUAAGGUUGUCAACAAAGAUGGGAAACCUUAUAUUGAUGUCAAGAUGAAGAACGGUGAGAUGAAGUUGUUAAGUCCAGAGGAAGUCAGUGCUAUGGUGCUGCAAAGGAUGAAGCAAACAGCUGAGUCUUAUUUGGGAAAAGAAGUUAAGAAUGCAGUUGUUACUGUUCCAGCUUAUUUCAAUGAUGCACAAAGGCAAGCUACCAAAGAUGCUGGCACUAUUGCAGGGCUGAACGUUGUUCGGAUUAUUAAUGAGCCGACAGCAGCUGCAAUUGCUUAUGGUCUUGAUAAGCAACAAAAAGAGAGGAAUAUUCUAGUUUUUGAUCUUGGUGGUGGUACUUUUGAUGUUAGUAUAUUGGCUCUUGAUGGAGGUGUUUUUGAGGUUCUUUCCACCAAUGGCAACACUCACUUGGGAGGAGAAGAUUUUGAUCAGAGAGUGAUGGACCAUUUUGUAAAAUUGAUUAAGAAGAAAUACAACAAAGAUAUCAGCAAUGAUAAGAAGGCUCUUGGGAAGCUCAGGAAGGAGUGUGAGAGAGCUAAGAGGGCCUUGAGUAACCAGCACCAAGUGCGCGUUGAGAUCGAGUCACUGUUUGAUGGAACUGACUUUUCUGAGCCACUGACGAGAGCAAGGUUUGAAGAAUUGAACAUGGAUCUAUUCAAAAAGACCAUGGCACCAGUGAAGCAGGCCUUGAAGGAUGCAGGCUUGGAGAAGAGCGCCAUUGAUGAAAUUGUGUUGGUUGGAGGGAGCACUCGGAUUCCUAAGGUGCAGCAGCUGUUGAAGGAGUUCUUUGAUGGAAAAGAACCAAGCAGGGGGAUCAAUCCAGAUGAGGCCGUAGCUCAUGGGGCAGCAGUUCAAGGUGCAAUCCUAGGUGGUCAUGGCGGCGAAGAAACUAAGGAUGUACUUGUCAUUGAUGUAACUCCCUUGAGUCUGGGGCUCGAGACCGUUGGUGGAGUUAUGACAAAAUUGAUUCCAAGAAACAGUGGCAUCCCAAUCAAGAAGUCUCAGGUCUUCACAACUUAUCAAGACCAGCAAACUACAGUUUUAAUCAAGGUUUAUCAAGGUGAAAGGAGCCUAACAAAAGAUUGUCACGAGCUAGGAAAAUUCGACUUGUCUGGCAUUCCUCCUACUCCUAGGGGUGUGCCCCAAAUUGAGGUCACAUUUGAGGUGGACGCGAACGGUAUCUUACAGGUGACUGCCAUGGACAAGGCAGCAAAGAAGUCGAACUCAAUUACCAUCACGAACGAGAAAGGGCGUCUAACGCCGGAGGAAAUUGAUAGGAUGGUAAAGGAGGCAGAAGAGUUUGCAGAUGACGACAAGGAGCUGAGAGAGAAGAUUGAUUCUAGAAACAAACUCGAGAGCUACAUUUACAACACGAAGAGCUCCAUCAGGGAUGAUGACAAGCUCGCGGACAAAAUUGAUUCUGAUGACAAGGAGAGCAUUGAGACAGCCCUGAAGGAUGCACUUGAAUGGUUGGAUGACAACCAAAAUGCAGAGAAGUUAGACUACGAUGAGAAGAUGGCAGAGUUAGAAGCUGCAUUCAAUCCUAUCAUAAGGAAGGCAUAUGAAAGCAGUGCUGGAAGCUCUGCUGAUCCAGAAGAUGAAUCCAACUAUGAAUUGUAAUCCGCUUAUCCUGAAGACGAAUCUGACUAUGAAUUGCGAAGUGGAGUUUAGGAGUUGGAAAUAUUUUUAUUUUAUAUUUUUUAGUUUCAUUUUUGCUAAUGGGUACAGAUUUUCUCCAUACAACAAAGGGAUCACGAAGCCACAAACACACACACAC
Coffea eugenioides is the source of this 2201-nucleotide messenger RNA. RefSeq names its product mediator of RNA polymerase II transcription subunit 37a-like. The record is from RefSeq and is a predicted model, not a curated record. Gene Ontology annotation, biological process: protein refolding; endoplasmic reticulum unfolded protein response; cellular response to unfolded protein. The transcript has 6 exons. NCBI's taxonomy places the organism in Eukaryota, Viridiplantae, Streptophyta, Magnoliopsida, Gentianales, Rubiaceae. Gene Ontology annotation, molecular function: ATP-dependent protein folding chaperone; ATP hydrolysis activity; misfolded protein binding. Gene Ontology annotation, cellular component: membrane; endoplasmic reticulum chaperone complex; nucleus. Bases 47 to 2044 code for a protein of 665 amino acids.